AGCGCGUUUCCGAAUGCAUCUGCACACAUUUUACUGCUGGGCUGGCUUGAUUUAGUCUCUUGAACUUCAAGUUCGAGGAGGUUUCCUGCGCAGUGGCCCGUCCGGCGAGCAACUCGACUCCCCUCAGGCUAGCAACAGCGACACUCGCAGUGCCAACUUGAAAAAAGGAAAAAUAAUAGAAAAUAAAGGAGCGUGCUUCAUACUCCAUAUUUUGAAUUGCGUCAUUUGAGUAAUUCGUCCUCUCGUCGGCACUGCGUACAUCGCUAGCAUUUGCAGUUAGCUUCUGACGUUCACGAGCAAAGGAGACGAGGUCUCUCGUUCUUGUCCUGGCCACGACUGACAAGCCGCCGUCGACCAUGUCAGAGCCGGCCGCAGAGGUGAAGCAAGAGGUCAAGCAGGCGAGCAAAGAGGUGAAAGAGAGCGAAAACGUCGCCGAGAAAUAUUCCGUCAUGACAGUGAGCAAGAACACCGAGAUGAACAUGGAAGAGCUGUCGUCCGCCUUCAGCGCUGUGCCCACUCACAAGCCGGUUAAAAAGCAAAUCCAAUUUGUGGAGGACAAGCAGGAGUUCAGCCGGUUCCCCACCAAGGCAGGCCGUCGUUCCCUGUCCCGCUCCAUUUCUCAGUCAUCCACGGAUAGCUACAGCUCAGCUGCGUCCUACACGGACAGCUCAGACGAUGAAACUUCACCACGGGACAAAACACAAAUCAACUCCAAAGGCAGCAGUGACUUCUGUGUCAAGAACAUUAAACAAGCAGAGUUUGGAAGACGUGAGAUUGAGAUUGCGGAACAAGACAUGUCGGCACUGAUUGCUCUCAGGAAGAGAGCACAGAGUGAGAAACCAUUGGCAGGUGCCAAAAUUGUAGGCUGUACUCAUAUCACUGCCCAGACCGCUGUGUUGAUUGAGACUCUGGUGGCUCUCGGGGCCCAGUGCCGCUGGACUGCUUGUAACAUAUACUCCACACAAAAUGAAGUCGCUGCCGCUCUGUCAGAGAUAGGUGUGGCUGUGUUUGCCUGGAAAGGGGAGUCUGAGGACGAUUUCUGGUGGUGCAUUGACCGCUGUGUCAACACUGAGGGAUGGCAGCCUAACAUGAUCCUGGAUGAUGGGGGUGACCUGACACACUGGAUGUACAAGAAAUACCCAAAUGUAUUCAAGAAGAUCCGAGGCAUAGUAGAGGAGAGCGUCACUGGGGUUCACAGGUUGUAUCAACUCUCCAAAGCGGGAAAACUGUGUGUGCCAGCAAUGAACGUAAAUGAUUCUGUGACUAAGCAAAAGUUUGACAACCUUUACUGCUGCAGAGAGUCCAUCUUGGAUGGCUUGAAGAGAACCACAGAUGUCAUGUUUGGAGGCAAACAGGUGGUUGUAUGUGGCUACGGUGAGGUUGGAAAAGGUUGUUGUGCUGCACUGAAAGCUCUUGGGGCGAUUGUCUACAUUACAGAGAUCGACCCUAUUUGUGCCCUACAAGCUUGCAUGGAUGGAUUCAGAGUGGUCAAGCUGAAUGAGGUCAUUCGCCACGUUGAUAUCACCAUCACAUGCACUGGAAACAAGAACGUGGUCACCAGAGAUCAGCUGGACCGCAUGAAAAAUGGCUCCAUUGUGUGCAACAUGGGGCACUCCAACACAGAGAUUGAUGUGGCAAGCCUCCGCACCCCUGAGCUGACAUGGGAGAGGGUGCGCUCUCAGGUCGAUCACGUCAUUUGGCCUGAUGGCAAGAGAGUCAUUCUGUUGGCUGAAGGACGCCUGCUCAAUCUCAGCUGCUCUACGGUCCCUACAUUUGUUCUGUCCAUCACCGCUACCACUCAGGCCCUGGCCCUGAUAGAGUUGUACAAUGCUCCAGAGGGACGAUACAAGCAAGAUGUUUACCUCCUUCCUAAAAAAAUGGAUGAAUACGUGGCCAGCCUGCAUCUGGCAACCUUUGACGCCCACCUGACGGAGCUCAGCGAUGAGCAGGCAAAAUAUUUGGGCCUGAAUAAGAAUGGACCUUUCAAACCCAACUACUACAGGUAUUAGCCCACAAUAAACUCCAUCUCAACAUACUCGCAUGUUGAGGAACGCCAAGACGCAAGACCUGUUGGUAGUCUACGCAAGAAGAAAUUUUAGUGUAUGUUUAUAUUUGUCUCAACCACUUUAUUUCACAGAUAUGCUUGUGAUAGUACACAAUAGACAUAGACAAAUGUGUUGUCAGAUUAUCAGUUAGAUACUAUAAUAUUUUGCACCAAUAUUAAUUGUUUAAGAAUGUUGUGCCAAAUAACUGUAAGGGAAGGGUUACAGAUUAAGAAAAGUAACUUCAAUUUAUGUGAUGCAAAGAAAUAAGUAAUUCUCUGGGAUCAGAAGUUUCAUAAACUUGAACAAGGAUAUCUCUGAAAACUUUUAAACUGACUGAUACCUUUAAUUGUUCAUCACCCUCAUUUAUGAGACAGAUGGCGACUGUCAAUGGCAAGUCUAACCUUGCCUAAUUUUAACAAUAAUGAGCCAUAGAUAUAUGGACCAAUUCAUUUUUGGUUUGUAAAUAUUAGACUUAUUUGAUCUGGUGAGCAACUUCAUUCAUGUGGUGUGUAUAUGCUGGAUCUCCUCAGUUUAUGAUAGCACUUAUGCUUAUAAAUGAGCCAUAACAUCGAAGAUGUUGUAAGAAAUGCAUUGGCAUUUGAUACCGUCCCGCAGGUGAAAAACAGGUGAUUUACUUGGCCCCCUGAUUGAAUAGUGAAUACAUUCCAAUGAUAAGCUAGAGAGAGAAUAAACUUGCCUCUGUAGUGUCAAGUUUCUGUGAACAGUAACACUCACCAUGCACGUGAACUAAACCUCGUACUUCGUGAUUGUAGAAGCACCUUGAUUUCUUUAAUAAUAAUGAUAAGACGCAUGUGUUGCAGGAUAUUCAAAUGUCAACAAUGUCUAUAGCAGGGGUCAACAACCUUUUUGAACUGGAGAGCUACUCUUAGGAUACUGUUUAAAGUGAACUGCUUCUAAAAUACAUUUGCUCAAAUGACCUUUAUUAUGUUAUUGUUAAUAAUGAAUGAUGUUGAACUAUGUGUAACGAGUUCUCACAAUAAUGAUUCAACAAUGUAGGGAAAAGUUAAGUUGUCAACGGGUUAGCACAUUUGCCUCACGGUUCUGAGGACCAGGGUUUGAAUCCCCUCCCACAUCCCAACAACGUGCAUUAAUUGGAGACUCUAAAUUGCCCUUAGGUGUGAUUGUGAGUGUGACCGGUCGUUUGUCUCUGUGUACCCUGCGAUUGGCCGGCAACCAGUUCAGGGUGUACCCGUGCCACCUCCCUGAAGAUAGCUGGGAUAGGCUCCAGCGUGUUCACAACCCAAGUGAGGAGAAGCAGUACAGAAAAUGGAUGGAUGUGGAAAAAAUUAAUUUGUAUGCAACACUCUCCAAUUUCGCAGUGUUUGGAACGUUCACUUUUACAACAUUUCUAGGAAAUCACAAUUUCCCAUCACUUGUGAACAAUCUUAGAACAGAGCCACAACUCGUGUUCUUUAGCAUUUGAUGUCAUUCUUUAGGUGUUCAAAUAGAUGAGAAGAAGCAGUCCACUGUGAAUCCAUACUGUUGCAACUGUUGUAUAUUCUACUCUGUCUAUAACAUAUAUUUGUCACAUGCUGCAUGUUCUGCAAAUUCUAGAACAGUGUUUGUACUGUAUACACAGCCACCACAAGCUCCUCUGUGGCAUUUAUCAAACCCUACCACCUACUGUACACUAUACACGAAAUAUGUUGUGUGAUUUGUGUAUAGAUUGAGGUAAAAAAAAUCUAUCCUUUGUUCCUCACAGUAUUUUCAACAAAGACCAUCUCUUAAUAGUGAUAUUCUUUGUCAUCUGAUAUGAGACGGUAUAGUUAGUUGUACACUGUUCUCAUGCUUUUGAAUUGCUCUUAUUUUUCAUUUCAAUUUGCUUUUAUUUGUGAAGUUUGGUAUUGCACUUAUGAUACAACUUAUUUCUGUCUUUUUUUUUUUUAUUUAAGGUCCAUGUUAAAUGAUUAAGUUCAAUGAAGGAGUCUUGGUUUAUUUCAGUCAAAUCCUUAAAAUGUAUUCCAACACAUACAGUAUUUGAAGUUUGGUAUAUUGGCCACCUCAUUACUGUCCCAAAUGUUCAAAUUUACUCAUCAGACUUUCAUUUUCAGCACCUUUUAACAGAACCUUAACAUUUUCCUGCAUUGACGUUGUGCGCAAAUUGAAGUUUUUCCUUUGAAUCUGCAGGAUUUUAAUGAAAAGUAACCUAGCGUGAGCUACUGUGUCACCUUUGUACUUGCAAUUUCAAGAGCAUAUGAACCAAAGGUAGCUAUCUAUGAAGAGAUAAUUGUCAAGAAGCGAGUUGCUGUAACCAUGGUUACUGCCCAGCAGACAGUGCCUUGUGUCUCACUUAGUACAGUUUGUACCCACAGUACAUGUGUGCGUUUUCGCAAGUGUUACUGGUGGUCAACACGGUUCUUCUGCAAUGCACCUAUGCAGUUUUCUCCUGUAAAAAAAAAAAGAUUUAAUCCUGCAGCUGUGGAGAGACGAUACGUAUUCAUCACAGUAAUUUCAAAUGAAUGCACAGUAUUUUGUUGUCCAUAGAUCAGCCCUUGUAAUUUAUCUCUUUAUUUCUGGUGUUUUAAUUUUCUUGUGUGUAAUUAACAAUCAGGAAUUCUACUGAUCUUUUCCUUAUAGCACGUAUGCCUUCUGUAACUGAUUCUUAUUGAUUUGGUAAUGAUUCUUAUUGAUUUGGUAAUAGCUAUAUUUUGUCUUCUGUUUUGUCAAAUAACAGGACAUAUGAAUGUUUUUUCGCUGAUGGUUGUCAACUGGAUGAUAUAUGCACACUGUUAUUUUCAUACUCUUGAUGGUUUUUAGUCUUUGGUGUAGAGAGAAAGUUUUGGAUAUGAUUUAUUAGCGUUAAGGUAGGCUAUGAGCACAGUAACUGUAGUUUUAAAACCCAAUCACAACAGUACACUGUAUGCUGUGGAAAAUCCAUGUGCACAGUUCCCUUUAAUAAACUGCU
Syngnathoides biaculeatus (alligator pipefish) is the source of this 4971-nucleotide messenger RNA. Its product is annotated as S-adenosylhomocysteine hydrolase-like protein 1. Lineage: Eukaryota; Metazoa; Chordata; Actinopteri; Syngnathiformes; Syngnathidae. Gene Ontology annotation, cellular component: cytosol. Bases 357 to 2009 code for a protein of 550 amino acids. The record is from RefSeq and is a predicted model, not a curated record. Gene Ontology annotation, biological process: L-methionine cycle. The transcript is spliced from 17 exons.